Episyrphus balteatus (marmalade hoverfly) is the source of this 1425-nucleotide messenger RNA. It is a transcript of the gene Pino, whose product is annotated as protein pinocchio. The transcript has 5 exons. The record is from RefSeq and is a predicted model, not a curated record. Lineage: Eukaryota; Metazoa; Arthropoda; Insecta; Diptera; Syrphidae. Bases 84 to 734 code for a protein of 216 amino acids.
UUUCCUUAAAAAAAACUUUGUUUAAUAAUUUUGAUUGUUGCUAAAAAAGUGAUUCAAGGGAAGGUUCAUUAAACAAAAAAGAGAUGAAAAAUCGACCCGGUGGCAAUAAUAUCGUCACAGAAUGGGAGGACAACAUUCUGUUCGAUCCAGACGAUCCCGAUUUUUGUAAUCAAACACAAAAUCCUCCAUCUGUUGUAGUUAAUGCUGGACAAAUGCCACCAUUUACUAUCAUGGUUUCAACAAACAUGUCUAUUGCCAGUGUACAUCAACCACAAAUCAAUGACAUGUACAGUCCACUUGGACGAAGCAGUAUAAGUAUGUCAUCGUCGCUGUCAGAUUUAGUUGGCAGUCCAUUGGAAAUUUCCAUGGAUAAUGUUCUAACUAUAGAAGAGCUACGUGCCCAUAUGGGAUCAUGUUUCACAUGCGGUGUAUCUUGGACUGAUGAUCAUGUAUCAUUGGAUUGUGGUGAAUGUGGUGGAUAUAGUUUAGAGAGACCAUGCCCAUUGUGUGAUGGACAAUGUGGUGUUCAAUGGAAGCGAGACUUUACAAUGUCCCAUGCCUGCAGUAAAGCUCGUUGGCAAGGAGUUUGUACCAGUUAUCCAGAAGCCUUACUUUCUGCACCAACCAUCGUUCCAUCUGUCACCGCUGCAUCAUGUGCCGCAUCAAAUCAACUGCGAUUAGCACAAGAAUUAUGUGCGAGAUUAGAACAACUGUCAGCCAGUGCUCACACAUGAUUGCAUUAUUCUUAAGACAUCCAUCAACCACCAAUUUAAACCACAAUAGACCAACAACAACUAUAGUGAUGAAAGAAGAGAGAUAGAAGAUAAUAAAAAAAUUAUAUACAUCAAGUUAAUUUAAGCUAUUCUGCGAAAGCUUUUGCUACUUAUGUAUUUGUUUUUUUUUUUUGUACUAGAUUGUUAAUAAUUAUUAUUAUUAAGUUUUAGUUUGUGUAUAAAAAUAGUUUUUUUGUUAAGAAUUUGAAUCAAUUUUAACGAGACUUCAUAUUAUUUUUAUUUUUGUUAAAAUCGGAUAAGAUUUUAACGAUAAAAAUAUUUAAGCAACCUGUUGUUUCUCGUUGGUUGUUUCCUUAGCUAAGAUUUUUUGUUUUUUUAUUAGUGAUGGUUUUAGUCUAAGCUAUUAUCUGUCAAAAUUUCUUAGUUUUUUCUUACUUUAUUACUUUUUUUUUAAAUUAAGAUACGAUGACGCUCAAUAUUAUGUUUCCUUAAACGAAAAAAAUACAAUUUAGGGAACUUUUAAGAAAGAAACUUAUUUUUUUCUUGUAGAUAAAUGUUGUAUCCUAUAAAUAAAAAUUAAAGAAAAGACUAUUCUAUUACAUAAACUAACAAAAUACACCCACACAUAAGUAAAUCAAUAUGUAUAUAUAAACACAAAUAUAUUACAGGUGACAGAGAAAAAAAAAUUAAA